UACAGUGCGUGCUCACGCCCAAGAACUACGUACAUGUAGCAGUACAGUGUUGGCUGUUCACGUACAUCUAUUUGUGAAAAGGCUGAAGGCAUGUCGUGGGAUGACGUUGAAGCGGGCAUUGGGGGAGAUGAGACAGCUAAUUUUGGCCCCCGCCAGGAGUCAGGGUCCUCCCUCUUUCAGGUGGACACUCUGGCUACCAUCUCACCGAGGGGAGAGGUAGAGUGUAACCCUCAUGUCUAUGCGGCAUGCGCCCCGGAAGGAUUCUGUGUGGUGGCCGGGAGUCAGGUUUCACUUUUUGAUGAAGCCUGCCAGAAAUUCAUCAGCACACUAAGCUUUGAAUCUGAUGUUGAUGUUGUCACGUGGAGCAAAGACUCGCUCUUCCUAGUGGUUGCUGAAUGCAGUGGUUCCAUUCACUUUGUGGAUGUUGAGCUCAAGCAAGUCCUGUUUUCGCAGGUGUUGAAAUCUGGAAGUGAAACAGUUGACAAGAAGUGUUUCUUACAGAUGAUGUUCUCACCAGGCAAAGAUGCAGCUGUCCAUGAUCUUCUCAUUCUCCGGGCGGACGGACAACUUUUCAGAUUCUCCAACAUCAACUUGGAAAAACUCAAUGAAGCCAUCGAGGCAAGAGAUCUGCAGCUGGCCAAAGAGUUACAGGCAAGUAUCUGCAUGGAAAGUCUAGACACAGGCUUGGCCCAUUCUGGUUCUGUCAGCUUCUUCACCACAGCGACCUCCAUGGGGAAAACAAUCAUCAUCACUUGUGGCUAUGGAGAGGCAGUUGUUGGCCUGUGGUCCCGACGAAACAAGGCUGUAGACCUCAUCCAGCAGAUUGGCAGUGACUUCUUUGAUGGUGGAGGCGUGGAAAAGUGUCGUGUCAGCGGAAAUGGCAAAUAUCUGUUUCUGCUUGAUGACAGUCAUACGCUCAGUGCUUGGGACUUGCGUUCGCUCCUGAUGAUCUCCUUCUGGCCGGACUUGGCAGUGCAAGACUUUCUGUUGAUGAAUUUCAACUCUGUCAACACCGGUGAAAAGGGCAGUAACACGAACGCAGAGCAGGCCCAGCUGCAGCUGGUCCUCCUGACCAGGCCAGAACCAGACUGUUAUCUAAAAGUCUUCACUCUGCCUGGCCUGCAGUGCACCUACACGCUGACAGUGAGUGGCUACACAACGCUAGCUGAGGUGCUGCCCAAUCAGGAGACCAUCUUCCUCAUAGAAGGGGCGUAUGACAGUGAUGAGGAUCACCAAGUGCCCACAGAUCUGAUCUCCACCCUGCGCGUCCGCUGCUUGACCGAGGCGCUGCCAGAGACCCGCUUCCACCGUCUACUCCACAAGCAGAAGUUUGAGGAGGCGCUGCAGUUUGCCCGGCUCUUUAAACUGGAUGAGGAGCUUGUCUUCAAAGUCAAAGCCAGUGUCCUCCUGGAGAUGGCGUCCCCAUGGAACCAGUCUCUGCGGCUGGAUCCGGAUGAGGGCUCCGCACUGAGCAGCCAGCUGAUGGAGUGUCUGGACCACAUCCCAGACGAGGCCUUCAUGGUGGAGAAGUGCACUCAGGCCACCCUGCCCACCUACGAGUCCAUGUUCCAGCUCAUUGGCUAUGCUCAUGCUAGGUUGUCCAAGAAGUUGGUAACAGGACUACCAGUUGAAAACAACCAGCUGCCUUCCUCCUCACUUAUGACCAGGGUAUUGGAGGUACUUCACCGACUUGCAACAUUCCAAAUGGUAUUUGGUUAUCAGCAAUUCAGUGCUAAUCAAUGGGAUCGCUUUCUGCAUGCUGACCUUCUAGAAGAAUUGCUGCACUGGCUGUCGAUGGCCCACAUUGCCAAAGCAGUUAUCAUCUGGCAAAGACACAAGGCUGUCAUCGAGAGUAGCCUGCUGUCUGGUGGCAUUGAGACCCUGGAAUCCAUUCUCAGCUCCAUCCCCGAGAGUACUCCAUCCACCCAGAUCACUCCCUGGCUCCGAGAGGAUCUCAUUCCGUUUGUCAUUCAUCGGUUCCCUCAAGGCAAGAAAUUUCUAGCCUGCUGGAUGGAAGAAAGGGCAAGGAAUAUGGAAAUAUCAGAAAAGGCACUGUGGCCGAGCAAUUCCUUGGAAUUUGCUGAGCUCUUCUUCACUGCCAGCAAGCACAGGUCAUCUUCGGCCAGCAACCGGCACUUGGCAACCCCUGCCCAAUUUGCCACAGAGGUGUGCAACCUGUCUGCUGGGAAUUCUAGGAAGCUUACCAAUGAGGACCAUGUUGAGAAAGAGGUUGUGGUGGUUCAAUCUGGCCAGGUGAUAAACACAGAAAACGACUGCACAGAGGCUGUAUGCAGACUGCAGGAGCUGAUCAAGAACUUGAAGGAGUUACUGCGGCUUCAUAGUAGAUAUCAGUGCAAGCUGUCUCUGGCCGAAUAUACACAAGAAACCGCCAGCACACUGGUGUUCCGCAUGUUAGAUCGUGUGGCAGCCCCAGAACUCAUCCAAAGCACCAUUGAAAAGUUGAUCCGACCCUACGUACAGGAACACAACCUGAACGAGGACAAGCUGCUUCUGCAAUACAUACAGGACUUGUUGAGUUGCUACGCCCAGGGUCGGAGAGCCACCUAUGUUUAUGAGGCAUUUUGGGAAGCCAAAGCCAUAGCCAUUAUCCACUGCAUCAAGGAUGUUGAGUGUAAGUGCCUUGGAAUUUACUCUCUGAUGCUGAGUGCCUCCAUGCCAUGGAAUGACAAGAUGGAGCAACUAGUCCGCCAGGGGUUGUCCCUUAAACACCCAAAAGUGGAAGAAUUACGUGGCAAGUACAAACUGGUGCAGCUGAAGAAGAUGCUGGCAAACUACGACCUGCGGCAUGAUGAUGUACGCAAGGAUAACGCUGCGAUGGUGAUAAAAUACAUCCUUGCUAGUGACAAGGCGGACUGUCUUGAGGAUGCACUGCAGGUAACCAAGGCCUACAAUCACUUGUCCCCCACCGAUGUUUACAUCUUCAGACUGAAAUCACUAAUUCAGCAUGACAGAAUUCAAGAUGGAAUUGAGUUGUUGUCAUCACUGAACCUGCCUGAAGCUGUGGAAUGUGCCAAAAGGGUCGUGACCUGGGCUGAGGUCAUCCUCAAUGAACCCCCAUGCUUCAACUUAGAUUCAGAGGAUAAGAAAGAACUGAUUUUCAUCACUCAAGGAGCCGUCAGCAUCUUGAAGUUUCUCCGUGCCAAAACGACGCACUCGUCAGACCUAAAAGACUUGGAAGACCUCCAGAAGGACCUUAAAUGCGUGCUGUCAUUGCAGAUUGACUUCAAUGAGUUCCUUUCACUGAGCGAGUUUCGGGAUGCAAGUGUGAGAAAGGUCUUACUGACUAAACACCUUGCCGCAUUCUACAGGAACAAAAGUGGAUCCUCAUUAGACACAAAAAAAGAGACCAAGCAGGAAGGAGAGAAAAAGAAAGCAACUUCAGAGAGAAACUUCUCAAGAAUAUACAAUCUUGGUCGGUUACUUGGCAUGUCUCAUGAGAAACUGAAGAGCCAACUUGCAAUGAAGGCUGCUGAGAUGGGACAAAUAAAAACAGCAUUGAAAAUGUGCAGUGAGCUGUCUGAGUACAUCCUUACUCCAGAGAUAGCCAAGACCAUCUAUACUAUAGCAGACACUAUCUGCCGCCUCUGGGCAGAGUCACAUCCCAGCAUCAUGAAUAACACUGCAGCUGGUGAUGUGCCAAGUCUGUCUACGGAGCUCUACCGACUGGCCUGCAAAGCCCUCACCUAUUGUGACCAAAAUUUAUUGUGUGACUGCCUGGAGUUGUGCAAGCUUCUUCGUCUGACUGACGCUGUUUAUCAUCAGUGUGAAAGUGGCGACUACGGAAUCUCUGUUCAGUCGUUGAGUGGCACAGAGACCAAGCGGGACCCCUACCAAGAGUGGACAUUCACUGACUUCUUCCAAGAGAACACUUUGGUGCUGACGUCGUCCUACGCACUGCCAACAACUUGCAAGUUUGUGGCGUCAUGUCUGCCAGACACCAAGCCUGACGCUCUCCCCUUGCAGCACGCCAGGAUGGCUGGCAGAGCAGCUUUUGACAUGCAAGACAUGGAAAACCCAGUGAAUAGUGCCGAUUGUCUGGCCCGUCUCAGCUCAGCAGCUCUGGAACUGAUCCAGUAUCUCCAGGAGAACAAUCAGUAUGAGAUGGCAUUCCUGGUGCUGGCUGAGACGCUGGGUACCAGUCUACAGUACACGGCAGCCAACACCAUAGGCAUACCUGACCACAAGGAAUUGCAGGCACUGAUCGCCAAAGAACAGGAAAGAUGCAGCCAGAUGGUCAAGAUUGGGCUACAGAGGAUGCGAGACUUCACUGGAACCCUCAUGGACAAGAUCUUUGGCAGCCGUAGGGUGGAUCACCAUCUGGCGCUUAGCCUGGCCUGUGUUCUACCCAAACAAGGAGCUCUGGAGAAACUCAAGAGCUUGACAGUCAGUGCUGGCCACCACUACCGCAAAGUUCUGGCCGUUGCCAAAGUGGGCUGUGAACUGGGGAGGCUGCACAACGAGCCAGCAGUGGAACAACGAUGCAGAAAGCUAGAGACAGACGCAACCUGGGGCCACCAGCUUGGAAAACUAAAGAUAUCCUUCAAGGAUGUAUUCAAUGCCCAAGAUACCCAAGACAAGAGAAUGUUACUCCCAGAUAUAGUCAAGCACCCAGCUGUGGACAUGGAUAUGAUCAAGAAGUACUGCAGUGCAUUUGGACUUGACAAGGACGAGGCCCUGCUACUGUACAUUGAGAACCUGCUCCUGCCCCAGGCCGGAGCCGGUGAUGCACCCCCAGACACAGAGGCCAGGAUACUGAGCGUCAUCAGGGAGGUGGCCAACAAGGAGCUGCUGGUUGCAAGACUAACUGCGAUCCUUGAUAAGGUUGACUCCUAUGACUAUCUGCGCCUGAACUUCGUCCUCAAGUGCAUCAGGGACGAGAACCCCAAGGACCCUUCCGCUGAUGUGGGAGUGCAACUCAUGGAGUAUUUAGUGCACUAUACUCGCGUCACUGAGCCUUCAGAGUAUGAAAUCACAUUCAAUUGCACAUCGGAUGAAGAGCAGCUUCGAAGCACCAGUGUUCCCCUCUCGCCACUGUCUAAGGAUCGACUUCCAUACCAUCCCCUCAUGAAGGGGGGACAGUGGAAAAUCCUGGCACGGGAAUUAAAUGAGGAAACAGUGCACCAGCUUCUGCCAGUCGCGAGACUGCUAAAGCUUCCCACUGACCAUCUCUUUGUGACAACCAUUAACAACUUGAUGAAACGGGCCGGCGCUGACGACACGUCCCCAGACAGACCCUCCGGGACAGUGGGUGACAGAGGGGGCAGCAGAAUGGACAGGAAGAGCCUGGAGGUGGUGCAGAAACUCCUGCUGAGUAUCUCCAGCCCUGAGAUGGCUGUGGCUACGGCCAGGGUGGUCGUCAAGGAGCUACCCAUGGGCCCUCUGAAGGUGAUGGCUCUUGAAAUCUGUGUUCUCCUUGCUCGUCUCUGGAAAGAGAAAUGCCCAGACAAUAGCCCCGAGAAGCAGAAGGCAGAGUUGACCCACCAGAAGCUGUCGCACUUCUGUCGUUGCCUGGCCACCGAGCAGGUGCUGCACAGGCACCAGCUAGCCGAGCCCGAGCUCCUCCAACUGGUAGACCAGCCGGCCAAGCUGACCUGCAAGCUGUAUGAGCACCAGAGCAUCGAGAGGAGGAUCCUGGACCUGGACCAGGGAGGCCAGCCAGACAUCCACGCUGCUGCGAACGCUAUUGCCGAGGUCAACAACUGCAACAUUCAGAAGAUCCGACUCCAUCUGAUUGAGCAGUGGUUGCCCAACACAUCCAGCAAUAAGCAGGCAGAGGAGGAUACGACGGUGGAUCUCUCCAGCCUGUCAUUCAUGACACCCAAAGAAGAGAAGGUGGCGGAAGAAGAAAGAAGCCUCGCAAGAGUGAAAUAUCUCCUUCAGUAUGGUGGGGAGGUCCGGGGAAGUGCCCUGUUUCUUCUCAACUUUGCUUACAAGCAAGCCUCCACCAAGAUCAGCAACGCCUGCCGUGUGCGUGCCCUGCGCUGUCUCUUCAGUCUUCUCAAUACCAGUAUGAUUGAAGUUGUGGCAGACAGGCCAGUGGACGAAAUCAGGGAAUUCAUGCAGAACCUGAUGUACCUGGUGGAGUUUGAGGCUCUAAAUACCUCCAUGGAUCUCGGCGUCUUUACAACCUCCAACAAGCAGGGCCUUGUGAGAGGACUGUGGAAACAUUACAACCAUGAACCGAGGGCUGUACGUCUGAUAGCUGACUUGUGUUUGGACUACAGUGUGCACGAUGGGAAGCUGUGGAAUAGUGUCCUUCAGCAACUGCUCAAAUUUGGCAUGGUAUGCUCCACAUUUCAGUAUAAUCAAAUGGUAGCGAUGCUUUUCCAAAGUGUAGAAUAUCAUGCAAAAUGGAUAAUUUCAAUAUAUCCCCUUGAAUUUCCCCCAGUGUGCCCGCCUUUGACCGAGGAGCAGGAGGAAGCGUGCAGACAGACAGCAGUGUUACUGCAAAGAUGUCCCAUCGUUCACGACUUGGACAUGAUGGAGCCAUGCAGGCAGUUUGUUAAGGUGGAGAUGUACGCAUUCGCCAUGGGUUGUCUGAUGUACAUUAACGAUAAGCCAAAGAGAGAUAAACAGAUUGAGGCCCUGUUGGGUGGGAAGCGAUACAUCGCCAUCCUGGAUGAGAUAACGGCCAUGCAGAAGGAGAAGAAGCUCCUGACCACAGCUGAACAGAUUAAGAACUGCAUAUUCCACUAUAUCGAGCAGACAGCGAGCUAUGAGGCCCUGCUGACAACUCCCCACUUCCCCGAGUUGGUCAACUACCUGGUCAACGAAGACCAGAUCCAAGGCUUGCUUCGAAAAUGCCUGCUGGCUAAAAGGUAUGAUGACGCAGUCAGCUUGAUCAGAGUCUAUUACAGCAAUAAUCCUGGCUCACCAAGUGCUCUGGUCUCGGACUCCGGCACUCCAAAUGACGUGCUGCAACUCAAGGCAUACAUGGAUCACCACGGAUUGAGUGACCUGACCUCGACGCUGCCUCUUCCUCAAUGCAAUGGUGAUGCUGCUAGGCUGAGUAGCACACCAAGUGUUUAAGCGAGUACCUAGGGCUGAUUACCAACUGCAAGAUGUCCCAUCCAAUCCUUGGCUUCAUCGUAAAGCUUCAGUGUCACAAAGUCAGUACCCAAUUUAAGACCCUCCAACUCAGCGCUGUUCCAUUUUCUACAGUAGUGGUGAUUCACAAUACAGUGCACCACCAAGAGGCUGCCACAGAGACCAUUUUUCCAGUUUACAGUCGACAAAACUAUGGCCGCCUUGCAGUUGAUUUGCAGUUGAGAGUAUGCUAGUUGACAACUUGGGGAAACUUUUGAUAGAUUGGAGCAUCUCAUGCAAAAGAUUCAUUGCAACUGCUACUUAAAAUACACUGACGAAUAUUCUUCCCUGACAAACGUCAGGAAUGAUUCGAAUUCCCCACACAUAGCCAGCAAACAGAAUUUGUCAACCACUUUCCCACAAUGCAUUGAGAAGAAUGGCUUUUCUGUUGCAACCUCUUGGUAGGAACAUCAAAAAUGCACCAGUGUUUUUAACGCCAGUGUUGAAACGGAGGGUUGAAAUGCACAACAUCUGUAGAACAAACUGGUGCCAUGCUUAUGGACAGUUUACAAUUUAUAAAACGGAUUCUGGGAAUAACACCAACAAUGGCUUAGACAUGAGUAAGAUCUUUAGUUUAACACCCUAAGUACUUAAAUAUGUGCCCUAUCAACCAGGAUACUAGUUUAGAAUUUGAGGUCAGUUACAUUCAUUUUGUAUGACUCUUACAUGUGAUGUUCUAUCACAUUAUUGAAAGCCAUUGGAAGAUUACAAAAUUUGUUUUGUUUGUUUAUUGAUCCAGAACCGUCAAAAUAAUGCAUCAGAAAAUCUGACUAUUUAAUCUUUUGUGUAAAAAAGAGGAACCCCAAUAGUAAUCUUUUUAAUAUUAACAAGUAGCUUCUGUAGCAUUUUGCUUAAUGCCAUUGCUGUUUUGGGUUUUGUUUCUGAAUAUCCCUUUGGAGCAAGUUAGUUCCAUGACUUUCUAACUACAUGUAAUGUCAUCAAAACAAGGGACUGAUCAAAAGUACCCACGAUAAUAGGCCAGUACAGACAGGGAUUUCAUCCUGCAACUACCAUUACUCGGGAGGUCACAGCUUAAGUCAGUUUUGUCUUUCAAACAAGAAUUUAUCUUCACGGUUAAAAUACGGGCAAUUCACAAUAGUGCGCCUCCAAGAGUCUGCAAUGCGUCGGCCAAUCACAACGCGCAAAAUCU
Molecule: messenger RNA, 8257 nt
Organism: Acanthaster planci (crown-of-thorns starfish)
Lineage: Eukaryota; Metazoa; Echinodermata; Asteroidea; Valvatida; Acanthasteridae
Product: kinetochore-associated protein 1-like
Biological process (GO): mitotic sister chromatid segregation; protein localization to kinetochore involved in kinetochore assembly; mitotic spindle assembly checkpoint signaling
Cellular component (GO): RZZ complex; cytoplasm; kinetochore microtubule
Molecular function (GO): small GTPase binding
Source: RefSeq, a predicted model, not a curated record